Messenger RNA from Zootoca vivipara (common lizard), 7045 nucleotides. It is a transcript of the gene CBLL1, whose product is annotated as Cbl proto-oncogene like 1. The record is from RefSeq and is a predicted model, not a curated record. Gene Ontology annotation, molecular function: ubiquitin protein ligase activity. Lineage: Eukaryota; Metazoa; Chordata; Lepidosauria; Squamata; Lacertidae. Gene Ontology annotation, biological process: regulation of cell adhesion; protein ubiquitination.
GCGGGCGGGCGAAGCCGAAGCCUCGCAGCUUCCCCACCCGCCCGGCGGCCUCCCGCUCCGUCUCCGCCCCGCCGUGAAACCGGUAUCCGGAGAAGGACGGCGGGGCCUCGAGGGCCGCGGCCUUGUUUCGAGCGGGAGGGCGGAGCGGUUCGAAACGCGCGGCCUAGCGUGGCCUGGGCCUCAGGGGGCCACAAGGCUGCGCUAGGCCGCCCUCUCCCCUCACCAACGAAGGCUAGCGGCGCUUACUCUUAAGUAGGCUCAUGUGUGGGGGGGGGGGAGACUGCUGACCUGCCCGCCUCGCGUCUUGACAAGCUUUGCGAGGCGCAGCCUUGGGCCGCCUCUGGAGGGAGCGGUGCUUUAAGGCUGCCCUUUGCUGGCCUCCUCUCUGCUGAGCCCUUCAGGGGUCCUCCUAACUGGGCUGGCUCCCAUUUCGCUCCCUCUAUAGGAGGGCAGGCGCCCCCCCCCUGCCGAAGCAGGUUUCCUCCUUCCGCGUGAAAAGCGUCAAGGAAAGGGGCUUCCCCGCUGGCCUCAGUGCCGGAUUUAAGAAUCAGUUAAACAAGCUCUAUCUUAGGGCCCCAUUCUCUUGGGGCCCCCCAAAAAAAUUAAAGAAAAAAACGCUGAAUGUGCAUAUCCAAAAUAUAAGAUAAAAAACAAACAAACUUUGAUAAAAUACAUAUUUUGUUAUGUGCAAAUGGCUUUAGAUACCUAUUAGGUCCAUAAAUUACUAUAUAGCAUAUAUUCAACACACAAAAACAGCUACAAUUUGUUGUUGACAAAGGACAGCUGGACAUAUAAAGGGCCCAUUACCUUCAGUAGCUUAGGGCAGGCAUAGGCAAACUCUGGCCCUCCAGAUGUUUGGGACUACAAUUUCCAUCAUCCCUAGCUAACAGGACCAGUGGUCAGGGAUGAUGGGAAUUGUAGUCCCAAACAUCUGGAGGGCCAGAGGUUGCCUGUGCCUGGCUUAGGGCCUUAUCAAACCUAAAUCCGGCCCUGGUUGCCCGUUUUCUGUACAUGCAAAUGGAUGUAGUAGCCCAUCUCCCCACCAUCACCACACUCCCCACCACAUGUGGGUCAAACGUGACUCUGAAAAUAAUGAUAAUAAUUUAUUGAGUUUAUAUGCUGCCCAAUACCUGGAGGUCUCAGGGCGGUUCACAGAAAAGAUCGCAGCAUAUAGAAUCAGAAUAAAAGCAACAACCCAAUAAACAACACACACCUCGGAAAAGGUCCACAUUUUAAAAGGAUGUUAAAUAGAUCAACCGAAGGUUAGCAGGAUUUUUUUUGCCGGGGGGGGGCAUUAUUGGUUAAGGGUUUUGUGGCAAAUGCCUGGUUGGAAUUUCACAGCAGGGCAAACGCGGCUUUCUCCGAUUCCCCCCUCCCAUCCCCAGAUGAGUUAGAAGUACUAUCAGGAGUUGGUACGGUAGUACAGGAGUUUGGGAGUCAACGUCUUGAAUCGGACACGGACAGCCUGCAAAAGUGUCUCUGUCGCUUAAUGGGUUAAGCUUGCUUUUGUUGUUGUUGAUUGAAUUAUGCUACUUUAAAACAUAAAUCAUUCAACAUGAAUAGGAGUUAUUAAUGUUGCAGUUGUUGUAAAAGGGAUUAUUAUGGUGACCGGAAUGUAAUGGAAAUGAGUAAGAUUUUGGCAAGCAGAAAUAAAGCAAAUCAUGAAAUCUAGCACACAGGGAGCCACUUUAUCUAAAUUGUAUAAUUUGGUAUUUGAACGAUUUGUAUUAAUAAUUGUAUUAUAAAUUGGUAUUGUUGUAAUGAGGCUAUUAUUGGAUUGUAAUUGAAAGCUAAUAAAAAUUAUUUUAAAAAAUCUUGCUGCUUUAAAACAAAAAACACAAACAAACAAAACAAAACAAGGCAGGGUUUAAACAUUUUUACUAGAUAGAGAGUAUUGAUAGAAACUCCUUUUAUCUCUCAUGAAGUAAAAUGUGUAAACAUUGGUAGCUCUUGAUCUACUGCAGCAUUUCUCCGGCUGCUUUUGGGCUACAGUUCCCAUCAUCCCUGACCACUGGUCUUGCUACCUAGGGAUGCUGGGAGUUGCAGUCCAAAAACAGCUGGAGAAUCAUAUUUGGGAAACACUUCUCUAUUAGGUUGCUCAUGCCCUUUUAAAGCCUGCAUCUUCUCAUAGGUCUACUGAUUUUGUUUGCCAUAUUGGAAUUUAUUAAAAUCAGCUGAGGAAUCUGUGCUCCUCCAUAUGCUGCUGUACUGCAACUCGUAUAAUCCCUGACCAUUAGUCAUGCUGGCUGGGAACAAAUGCUGAAUCCAUCACAGAGUUAUAGGAUAUAUUUCUGAAAAUGCCACUGUCAGCUUAUGUGUAGGAAGAUUGGCUAGGACCAGGGAGACCCUGGUCAAAUUCCCUUUUACCUAUGAAGCACACUGAGUGACUCCUGGCCAGUCAUUCUCUUUUAGCUGUACCUAGCUCACACAGCUCUUGUGGGGAUGUAAUAAAGGAGUGGACAGCCACCCAGAACUCCUUGGAGGAAUGGCAGAAUAAAUAUGCAAUAAAAUAAAAUUAAUUUUAGGCACAUUUGCUAUGGGUUUAAGCUAUGGAUUCGUUCUAGUUUGAAGCGCUUGCAAUGAAACACAUAUGAUAUGGAUUGGUAUGUAUUAUAACAAGGAACAAAAUUCUUAUUUAGAAGCAGGUGCAAUUUAGAUAGAAUUAUAGAGUCACAGAUGUGUUACCUUGGGUUGAUUUCCAGUUACUUCAUUAUACAGUGAGAGAUAUGAGAAAUGCUAACCAUUGAAUUUUUCUGUAUGUUUUGCUCUUUUUACCUAGAGCCAAAUAAUAAUAAUACUUGGUUGUAAUCCUCACCCUACUUACCUAGGAGCAAUCCCGCUUGAAUUAAGUGGGAUUUACUUCUGCGCGUACAUGGCUAGAAUUGUACUACAAUGAUUUGCAAGGUACAAAUAGUUCCGGAUCAUUGGGAGGUCUUGAUGUUCGUCGACGCAUCCCUAUAAAGCUAAUCUCCAAGCAGACAAACAAAGCUAAACCUACACCACCUCGUCCUGUGAGAAGUAUGAAUAGGUUGCCAUCAAAGGCUGGUGAAGAAGAAGAAUUUGACUACAACGAAGAAGAACGAUAUGAAUGCAAAGGUGGUGAUGUGUUUAGUAAUCAAAGAAGAUUUCCUGGACACCUCUUCUGGGACUUCAAGAUAAAUUUACUAGGAGAAAAGGAUGAUACUCCAGUCCAUUUCUGUGACAAGUGUGGACUACCAAUCAAAAUGUAUGGACGCAUGAUACCCUGCAAGCAUGUUUUCUGCUAUGAUUGUGCUAUUUUACAUGAGAAAAAAGGUGACAAGAUGUGCCCAGGCUGUAAUGAAUCCGUGCAGCGAAUUGAGCAGUGUGUCCGGGGGUCUCUCUUCAUGUGUAGCAUUGUGCAAGGUUGCAAGAGAACAUACUUAUCCCAGAGGGACUUGCAGGCUCACAUCAACCACCGCCACAUGAGAGCCGGCAAGCCAGUUGCGCGGCCCCCACUGGAACCUGUCCAUCCUCCGAUCGCUCCUCCUCCUGCCGAAAUCCCGGAGCGGUUCAUCCUGCCUCCCGAUAAGCAUCACCUGAGCCACAUCCCACCCAAGCAGCACAUCCUGAUGCCUCCCCCGUUGCAGCACGUCUCUCACGAGCAUUACAACCAGCCUCACGAAGACAUCCGUGCCUCCCCGGCGGAGAUGUCCAUGGCUCCCCCGCCCCCUCGCUCGGUCAGCCAAGAUACUUUCCGCAUCUCCACAAGGAAACACAGCAAUCUUAUCACGGUCCCUAUCCAAGAUGAUUCAAAUUCCGGCGCUCGAGAACCGCCGCCGCCGGCCCCGACACCUGCUCACCACCACCCCGAAUACCAGGGCCAGCAAGUGGUGUCCCACCCCCACCAUAUCAUGCCGCCUCAGCAGCAUUACGCCCCUCCCCCUCCCCCUCCGCCACCAAUAAGCCACCCAAUGCAACACCCUCCCCAGGCAGGAGGCACUCCCCACCUGGUGUAUAGUCAAGCUCCGCCUCCUCCAAUGACCUCUGCUCCCCCACCCAUCACCCCUCCCCCUGGACACAUCAUUGCCCAGCUGCCACCAUAUAUGAACCAUCCUCCACCGGGACCGCCCCCUCCUCAGCACGGUGGCCCGCCUGUCAAUGUAAACGCUCCCCCUCCCCAUCACUACAACCCUAAUGCUUUGCCAAAGUUCAGUGAAGACCAAGGAACUCUCAGCCCUCCGUUCACUCAGCCGGGGGGGAUGAGUCCAGGCAUGUGGCCAGCUCCAAGAGGGCCGCCGCCGCCGCCGCCGCCGCGGAUGCAAGGCCCGCCUUCUCAAGCUCAGCUUUCUGGACCACACCAUCCUGAUCAAGGCAGAUACAGGCCAUACUAUCAAUGAUAUUAAUAGUAAUUUGAACUAAAAAGUAUGACAUAGGAAGGAUAACUUUCUAAACAGCAGCCUUUUAAUGGAGAGCUCUUCUUUCUUUUUGUUCUGCUUCAUUUAUUUGAAGAAAUAAAAAAGUUUUAAAAUGUGACUGUAAAACUCUGGGGACUUAAUUCUUAAGGUAAUUUUUUAAAACCUUGAUUGUAGGACUCUUUGACAACUGAUAUACUGUAGUGCUGUAUGGCUCUGUAGUUGCCAGUGACAUUUUAACAGACGUUGUACCCGUAGUCCGGUUGAAGUACCCCAGAAAUGAACAUUUGUAAUAUUUCCCAAACAACCAAACACUUACUGUACCACUUGAAGGUAUUUUUUGUUAAACCUGAUGGUUAGUUUUAUUUGUCAUACAUUUCCUUUUUUUGUCAACCUGUGUAUAAUUAAAUUUAAAAUAUGGUCCAAAAAAGUUUGCUUUUUUGCAUGAAUUUUAAAUGUUCGGGUGGAGUGGGGAGUAAGAAAUAGUGAAUUUGGUGUUACUAUUUUUCAUGCAAGCAUGAUGGCAUUUUCACGUAGGAAAUUUGUAAUCUUUGUGGAGUAUGAGAAAAAAGAAUAGGUAAAACAGACCUUUCAUUCCGUUAAUAUCUUUUGCUAAGCAAGCACAGACAUUUUGAGUUUCAUGAAGGUCUUAAAAAUUUGAACUUUAAAACCUCAGACUUGUUAAGUAUUCCAAAACAUCCCUUUAUCUAUUUUAGUGCUUCAGUUUUCAGGCGAUGACAUUGACCUUACAGCAAUGACUUUACAGCAUAAGGUUUUCUGUUUAUUUGAAACUCAAACAUAGUGCCAAUGCCAUUUAUGGGUUCAUGUUUAAGUCAUGUUAGUGUUGGAAUCACAAAUUCACUUGUUACAUGUUAAGGAAAUCAAAAAUUGGUAUUGCUUUAUGGAGAAUAUUCCUCAUGGACAUUGUUGAAAGGUUUAUAAACUAAGGGCCACUUCCUAUGUUAAACUUUUAACAUGCAGAAUAUUUCAUAUACUGCCCGAAAUGUAAAUUGCACGCUCAGGAAACUAGUGUUUUCCGCUGUGUGCACCAUAGAGGCAACUGUUAACUGUGAUUGGCUAUGUUUGAUGUGGUGGUAAAUACGUUUAGCACCAUGUAAUACGCAACGUGGAAGCAGGUUUAUGCGGAUAAAUAACAGUGCUUAGGAACUGGAAGGUAGUUCUGCUGAUAAGAGGAACAUCACACCGUAAGGCUGUGAUGCUAUAUUAGGGAGGGAGUUUUCUUAAAAAAAAAAAUGGGAGUGCUACUUCUGUGUAAACAUGCCUAGGAUUGUACUGCAUGGCUGCAAUCCUGUGCACAGCUGGGAAUAUGCCUUAGACUUCUGAACAGAAGUACAGGAUUGCACCGUAAAGGACUUUCAGCUCAUGAUGCAAAGAAUUCUGGUUGACUGGAGAUCUUUCACACUUCACACAUUUACUUGGGGCAUGUACAGAGAAAACAGGCAAUCUGUCUACUGGUGUUAUAAAUCAGGAGAUCUCCCAUCCCACCUAUUACGAAAUUCCCCUGACCGUCUUCACAACGCUUAGUUGUUACUUAGGCACCAGCAGUUGUGUCUUUUGGGACUGAAGGCAAGGAAGCCAGCAGUAAGUGGAGCCAGAGCCAAUGGCAGGCAGAGGCCAUGCUCCUCACUGCUGAAUUCUACAAGGGCAGCACCAAGCCUAAGCAAGAGGAAGCUGAUGGGUCUGAUUCUAAGUAAGAAAGUGAGUAGCUGAGGGCAGGCUGAUGCGGAGGGGGCACCACCCCAUUCACACUAAUGGACCAGCCUCCGUUGGGUGCCUGCACCCAUGAUUCAAGAUCAAUCGUUUGACGCUGCUCAACAAACUUGUCGGGAGAGAACCUUGUUGGCUGUUCACUGAAGCUGGUUCACUGCAGCACCCAACUUUUUAUGAAUGGGUGGGAUUUGUGGAAAAAGAGGGGAGAGCCUGCUUUUGAUUUCUUAACUGCAGUUAAGGCAUUGUCCUAUUUAUGUUUCCACUGAGCUUGUGGGCUCAGUUGCCAUAUACCAGGCAUAGGCAAACUUGGCUCUCCAGAUGUUUUGAUACUACAAUUCCCAUCAUCCCUGACCACUAAUCCUGUUAGCUAGGGAUGAUGGGAGUUGUAGUCCCAAAACAUCUGGAGGGCCGAGUUUGCAUGUGCCUGCCAUAUACCAUGUACUCCAGCUUCAGUGGUUUGCAUUACUCAACUGAUGAAGAUCUGAAAUUCAGGUGGGCGUGUAGAUACUUGCCUAUUCCAGUUUUUUGGUGUAGGUUUUUUUACAGGAGCUGUAGAUAUGUGUCCUGCUUUUUCCAUUAGUGAUUUCAGGUGGUUGCUCUUUUUUAAUAAUAAUAAGUUUCGUAAAGCUAUAAUUUUUGGGUAACUUUCAUAACUGCAUCUGUCACUUGUCUAACCAUCGUGAUUCAGAGGUAGUUGGGUGCACCAUAAUAUUGUCACAAGUUUCCAUAGAGUAGCCAUGUUAGGUGGCUGUAGCAGCAGCCAGAUUGCUGUGACACUUGAAAAGACUGGUGUUUUUGUUACAGCACAAACUGUUUCGGGCUAGAAGAUGACUAGUUCAUAAAUGCAUAUGGUAUAAUAGGUGUAUGAGUCUUUUAAUAAUGCCACAAGAUUAUUUGUUGUUUAUGGUGUGUGGAAUGACUUGUAACCCUGAAUGUAGAUA